AUGGCACCGUAUAACUCUCUCACAUUCACCGCCCGCCGGAGCGAAGCCGUGCUCCUGGCGCCGGCAAAGCCGACGCCUUACGAGCUCAAGCCGCUCUCCGACAUCGACGACCAACGCGGCCUGCGGUUCUACCGCUCCGGCAUCCUCUUCUGCCGCAUCAACCCUGCCCAUUCCGAUCUCGACCCGGCCGCCAUCACAAAGCGGGCCCUCGCCGAGGCCCUCGUCUACUACUACCCCCUCGCGGGCCGGCUCCGUGCCGGCCCAGGCGAUAAGCUAAUCGUCGAGUGCACCGGCGAGGGCGCCGUCUUCGUGGAGGCCAACGCCGACGUCCGGCUCGACGACUUUGGCCCCGCGCUGAGCCCGCCGAUCCCGUGUAGCGACCAACUACUCUGCGAGCCUGAGAGCACCUCUAGCGACGUCGUCGAUCGGCCCUUGGUCUACUUUCAG
This is a messenger RNA of Ananas comosus (pineapple), 447 nucleotides long. Its product is annotated as acyl transferase 1-like. The transcript has a single exon. Lineage: Eukaryota; Viridiplantae; Streptophyta; Magnoliopsida; Poales; Bromeliaceae. The annotation marks the transcript as partial. The record is from RefSeq and is a predicted model, not a curated record.